This is a messenger RNA of Tetrapisispora phaffii CBS 4417, 2472 nucleotides long. RefSeq names its product Rim4p (gene RIM4). The transcript has a single exon. Lineage: Eukaryota; Fungi; Ascomycota; Saccharomycetes; Saccharomycetales; Saccharomycetaceae. Gene Ontology annotation, molecular function: RNA binding. Bases 1 to 2472 code for a protein of 823 amino acids. The record is from RefSeq and is a predicted model, not a curated record.
AUGAAUCACAAACUCAAAAAAAAUAUAAAUGACGACGCUAAAGAGGUCAAAGAAGAUGGAGAGGUAGUAGCAGCAACAACAGAAGAAGAAGAGGAAGAGGAGAAGGAAGAAGAGGAAGAAGAUGAAAGAGGAGAAGUGCGUGAAAGUGCCAAUAGUUUCAGAGGAAGACCUUCAUCUUGUAUAUUUGUUGCAAGUUUGGCCGCAACGUUAACGGAUGACGAAUUAUGUAUUUCUGUCACAGAAAAUUUCAAGAAAUUUGGCGAAUUAGCAAGAGUAAAAGUCUUGAGAGAUCCAUCAAAUAGACCAUAUGCAUUUGUUCAAUAUACAAAUGACAAAGAUGCUAAGAAAGCUUUAAAGAAAGCACAGGGGACUAGUUUAAAUGGAAGGUUAUUAAGGUGUGAACCUGCAAAAGUUAAUAGAACUUUAUUUAUAACACAUCCAAUUAAAAAAAUAUCUUCAAUUGAUAUCCAAAGAUUAUGUGAAAAAUUUGGCGAAUUAGAAUUGGUGGUACCAAAUAGAGAAAAUAACCAAUAUAUCAAGAGAUAUAGUUAUCCACUUUCAAAUAGCAACUCUUGGUUUGUUCAAUUUGCAUAUAGAGAUGAUGCAAUUAGAGCUUUCGCAAACUUUAGGGGCGAUAAUUAUGGUUCCAACAAUACUCACCAUCACAAUCAAAAUAACCAGAACAACAAUCAUAUUAACCUCAACAGUUUAGGAACUCCAUCUUUUAAAACUUCAGAUGGUUAUGAAGAUAAUGAUUCAAACGAAAAUUUGAAUAACUUUUGGGAAGUUGAUUGGGUGCAAAAUAUUUCCGUACCAAAACAUUUUAAUCUGUUAAUUAAAAAUGAUAAAGAAACUCCAACAAAUGUUAAAGUUAAAAAUAUAUUAUUGAAAUCAAAGGAUUCAAAAAUUGAUUUAACCACUACUUCUUCAAUUCGUAAAAACAAAUAUACAGCAAGAUCUCAAUACUCUUCAGAAAAUGAUAAUGGCGAGAUAAUUUAUAAUUCAGAGACUGAUUCUGAAGGAUUUGUUGAGUAUGAUAUUGAUAAUAGCAGCACUAAACUAAUUAAUGAAUUAUCAUUAGAAGAUAAAGAUCAACAUCCAAUUUUAACUAGAGACGGUAAUUUUUAUUCUGAUGAAAAGAUAAACUGUGACACCAAUACUAGUAAUGAUAUUAAACAUGGAGAGGAUGAGGAGGUUUCUGAUGAAGAUUCUGUAGAUGAAGAUGAGGAUGACUAUUACGGUAAUACAACUGAUGAUAGUGAUUCUGUAAGAAUUGAUAAGAAAUCAAUAUUUGUUGGUCAAUUGGAUCCAGGUUCAAACAAAGAAAAUUUAACUGACAGGUUUUCAACACAUGGAAGAAUUCUUGACUUAAAUUUGAUUGUUAAACCAACAAAUAUUUUUGCAUUCAUAACUUUCGACACUGAAGCUGCUGCUGCUGCUGCAUUAGAGAGAGAAAAUCAUGCCAUAUUUUUGAAUAAAACAAUGCAUGUUCAAUACAAAGAGAUUGGUGGUUUGCAUAGAAAGAAAUCACGUUUUAACAAAAAUUUUGGUAAUAGUUUCUUGGAUAAUUCAAAAACCUUCACUGGUCCACAAUUUAAUUUAGCCCCACCACCAAUCAAUAUUUAUAGAAAAAGGAAUUCAAUGGAUUAUGAGCCUGCUAAUAUGUAUAACUACAUGUCUCCGCUUCCACCUAUGCCAAUACCACCAAAUUGCCAAUAUCCAACAAUGACAGACUACGAAAUGAAUAAUUAUAUUCCUUACUCCAAGAAUUCUAACUAUUCCUUUAGAAGAAAAUCUUUCCCAGUAAGAACAAAUAACUCAACGGCAAACCAUAGCAAUAGUUAUCCAAGAUAUGUUGUCUCUCCAAAUAAUUACAAUUUCAAGAAUGAUUAUGCAAGUAAUACUAUUUCAACCAAUACUUGCAUGUCAAACACCACUGGAGAUUUAGUCUCCGACAAGACUGAUUCUAUUGAAAACUCAAUAGUAACUUCAAAAGACAACGAUUCAAUUGAAGGUUUAGUUAAUUUACAAAAUAAAGGUGUUUCCAAUGAAAAAUCAAAUAUUAAGAAUAAAGUAGAUGAAUUAACCGAUUCUAAAUCUGACAUUAAUAUUACAGAAGUAUCUCCAACUUCAAGAAAUGCUGAACUAAAUAAUAAAAAGAAAUUCUAUAGAAGAAAUUCUUUCUACCAUCAACCAAUAAAACCUUAUUAUUUCCCUCAGUAUUAUUACCAUCCAAUGAAUUAUCCAGUUGGCCCAAACAUUGCAUCACAGACGGCCAAUUCUUCAUACAUGAUGGUAUACCCAUUCCCGCCACCUCCUCCAAGUAGUACGAUGAUGAAUUCAUCAAUGUCAAUGGGAAGAAUGAGUUCAAAUUUUCAAGGUUCACCACCAUUAGCAUCAGAACAUAGGUACAAUGCAGCUGAUGCUGAAAGUUUCUCUAAUCCCAACAAGUCCUAUGAAUUGGAUUAUUAA